AUGGCCGAACAAGACGUCUCCUUCAAAGUCGAGGAUCUCUUUUCCGUCAAGGGGAAAGUCGUCGUUGUGACCGGCGGUGGCUCCGGCCUCGGCAAAGCCAUUGCUGAGGGCUUUGCCAUCAAUGGCGCGAAGGUGUAUAUUUCUGGUCGAAGAAAAGAAGUAUUAGAUGUUGCUGCCAAACAAAUUGGCGGAGAUAUUCAUAUGCGGGGAGAUGUGCAGACAAAAGAGGGAUGUCAAAAGAUUGUGGGGGCCAUUAAGGAGCGUGAAGAUCAUAUUGACACUCUCAUCAACUGCGCUGGCGUCAGCAGUCCAUGGCGAGUAAAAGCCACGGCCCAUAAUGACCCGGACCAAGUUGAGAAUCUUCUCAUAAAUGGAUUAAUUGAGGAAGACUUUGACAGAAGCAACCAAAUCAAUGUGAGCGGAGUCUACUUUUUAACGGUCAACUUCAUUCCCCUUCUACGCAAAGCCGCAGAUCCAAAUGUCUGUGUGAUUGCAUCAGUAGCUGGAAUAUCAAACCAGAGAACUAUGGGCUCAUUGUCAUACGGCGUGUCUAAAGCUGCGACUGUCCACCUUGCCAAACUUCUUGCCGGCCGCUUGCAUCCGAUGAAAAUUCGAGUUAAUACUAUUUGCCCCGGCAUUUUUCCGUCUGAAAUGACAGGGGUCGCCUCUGGAAAACACGAAUACAAAAUUACCCACCCAGCAGAAAAGGCAGCUCUGAGAUCUACUGCUGGUCGCCCGGGAAGACCUGAAGAGAUUGUUGGACCAGUCUUGUUGUUGUCAAGUGCCGGUGGAGGAUACAUGAAUUGUGCCCUACUUACGGUUGAUGGCGGGAGAUUGAUGGGCGUUUCUAUUAACGAUGGAAUUAGAAUGCCUGAAGACACCUAUACGUCAGUAUGGAGCCUAUUAAAGCAAAUUAAAUAA
Messenger RNA from Talaromyces proteolyticus, 921 nucleotides. Its product is annotated as putative short-chain dehydrogenase. The coding region runs from base 1 to 921 and encodes 306 amino acids. The transcript is spliced from 9 exons. The record is from RefSeq and is a predicted model, not a curated record. NCBI's taxonomy places the organism in Eukaryota, Fungi, Ascomycota, Eurotiomycetes, Eurotiales, Trichocomaceae. Gene Ontology annotation, molecular function: oxidoreductase activity.